AUGGCGCCAGUCGUGACGGCGAUCCAGCCGCCGGCUGUCGCGUCCAAAAUCAAACGCCCUGUCCCUCCGGGCAUCCAGACGAACGGAGCAAGCUCCAUCCGAUCAUCACCAUCGCCGUCGAUGUCGACCAAGAAGCCUCCAAACUCCGCGACGAUGAAUGGCGCGAACCCCCAGUCUGCGCGACCGGCCAACCGCACGCGCCGUGAGCCAUCCGCACAUGCCGGUCGCAAUUCUAGGAACAGCGCUGGCCUGCGAUCCGCAUCGCUCGCCGCUGACCUGGCCGCGGCGCAGGCCGUUGAGCCGCCACCAUAUAUUGUCACGGACGAAUACAUCUUGAAAAAGUAUGCCGGCCAUGCCCCGUCCCUGGUCGUACACUUUCACCCAACACAUUUCCGGUUCGAUCAACAAGACGGCAUGUUUCAAUACAGCUCGCCGAUGAGGAUUUUCCUCGAGCACUUGCGAUCUCGCACCGUUCCACACGACCUGAUCGAGUACUUCACACAAGGCGGAGUGUCCUUCUACGAAGGCUGCCUGAUCGUACAGGUACACGAUCACAAGUCAGUUGCCCAGGUCAAGGACGUGGCCCGCCCGACAUCCGCAUCCAGCAAGGUCGUGCCUUCGUCAAUACACAAUCACAAUCCUUACAUUGUGCCCUCACCAUAUGUCCCAUAUCCGAAAGAGUCGCUCGGCACUCAUCCAGAACCCUCUCUCGCGGACCAGGAGGAUGUCAAACCGAAGACUGCAGAACAGAAGGACAAAGAAAGCAUGCCAGCACCAAGUCUGCCUGGCGACGGUCAAAAGAGCAAAACCCCUUCAAAGCCCAAGAUCUUCACCGUUGUUCUCCACCCUACUCCGGAGAGCUUGCAAGCAGACCUCCUACUCAAAACCAUGACGCCGCGUGGCGUAACCGACGGUCGCGGCAGUAUUGACGGAACUGUGCCUCCAUCAACACCCAUCAGCAUGGUCCCGCCGACGCCUACAGCAGGGAGCAUGCCCCCUCCCGCCAAGAAGCCAAAGCGCGAGCGUAUGGAGUUGGAUGCCAGCAAUAUCUACCUUGCCGAAUCGCAAAUUCUACUCGCAACCAAUGCUCCUCUGUUUUUGGAGCCAACGAAAAACGCAGAAGAAACCAUCGGCCUUCUCGAUGCCUUGGCUCACCCGAAGCACUCCGACCCUCCCCCUCAACCAAAGACCAGGAAAAGGACAGUGGCCGAGAUGGAGGCCGACGAAGCAGCCGCGGCGGAUCAGGAGAAAUAUAUGCUCAUCCUGGACGAUCGCCUUGCUUCCGCUGUCGGCGGAGCACAAAGCGGAGCCAACGGGGCCGACAAAGAAGGCCCGGCCGUUGUUUCUACCUUUGAGCCAAGAUUCGAGCGGUUCAAGGUUAUUGCAGACAUUAAGAGAGAGUACGAGCAGAAGAAGGAGGCAGAGAAGGCCGAGGCGGCUGCCAACGAACGCAAGCUCCAGUUGCAGAAGCAGAAGCAGAUGCAGGACCAACAGGCGGCCAUUGCAGCACAACGCCAAGCCGAGGAAGAGAAGCUACGUCGCGAGCAGGCCAUGGCCCAAGAGCUCAAGGCGCGCCACGAACAGCAGCAACGGGAACAACAAAGACGGGUCUUGGCGCAGCAAGCCGCGGCAAACCAGGCCCAGAACAACCAGCACGCGGCGGGUAAUAUGCCUCAAGCCCAGCAAGCGCCUACGCCUAUGCCUAAUGGCAGCACAGGCGCUGUGGCAAGUGGCAUUCCUGCUCAGACCCAAGCUAGGUUCACUCAAGUCUCGCAGCCGACGGUGUCUUCGCCUGUCGUCCGACAAGGCACGCCUCACAGCAUGUCCUCCCCGAUGCCGGGAGCUGUGGCAAUGCAACAGUCCAACUCGAACAUGGCCAACAGUCCACCAAGGCCCCCGUCGGCGGUCCAAGGGCAUCCCCCUAACGUUGGAGGUGUUCCCAUGUCCCAUAGCAUGUCUGCCCGUGCCAGUCAGCAGAGUCAUCCCGCCGGUACGCCUCGCAUGCCUCAAGGAACCCCGAGUAUGCAGGCAACCCCAGUGCCCCGCCCUGCCGUCGCUGCCACGCCUCGUAUGGGACAGGCCAGCCCUCCUCCUAAUAUGAUGGCGACCAACUCUCAAAUGGGACAGCACAUGAUGAACAUGGGCACUCCUGUGUCCAUGCCACAGCAGAUGCAAAACCCUAGCAUGGCUGCGGCACAGCUCGCUCAGCAGCAACGCGCAAUCCAGCAGCAGCAGCUACAAGCGGCCAUGCAGAGCGGCAUGGGCAUGAUGAAUGGAAACAUGAACGGCCAACAGAUGACACAGCAGCAGCAGCAGUUCAUGCAGCAGCAAAUGCACCAAAGGAUGGUCAUGCAGCAACAUCAGCAGCAGCAGCAACAACAACAGCAACAGCAGCACCAGCAGCAGCACCAGCAGCAUAACCAGCAGCGUGGAAACAUGAACCAAAUGAUGACGCAACAGCUGGCCGCACAGUAUGCUCAACAACUUCAUAGGAUGGGAGGCUCCCAAAUGGGCGGAGGCCAGAUGUCACCGCAGAUGCAGGCUCAGUUGCAGGCACAAAUGGCGCAGAUGGGUAACCCGAUGCAGCGCCAAAUGGGCGGCGGCGGCGGUCAGAAUAUGAUGAACGGCGGCCACGGCGGGAUGAACAUGCAGCAGGCUAUGAUGCAGAUGCAACAGCAGCAAGCCGUGAACAACAGCUCAGCGCUGACGGCCCAGGUUAAGAUGCAGGGGAUGGCGUUGUAUAACAAGCAAAUCGCCAGCCUCGCUGCAAAAUGGGGAGGAAACGUGGAGAAUAUCCCGCCCGAACAGAUGGACACGUUCAAGCGAGACUGCAUGGUUCAGGCUAAGCAGCAGAUCCAAGCCGUCCUUGCGCAGCGUAGAGCGCAGCAGGUCAUGAUGCAACAGCAACAGGCCCAGCAGCAGCAGCACCAGCAUCAACAAAUGCAAGGCAUGGGCGGCAUGAUGGGUCCCCACGGCAUGUAG
Messenger RNA from Colletotrichum karsti, 2982 nucleotides. RefSeq lists its product as uncharacterized. The transcript has 2 exons. The record is from RefSeq and is a predicted model, not a curated record. Gene Ontology annotation, molecular function: transcription coregulator activity. NCBI's taxonomy places the organism in Eukaryota, Fungi, Ascomycota, Sordariomycetes, Glomerellales, Glomerellaceae. Gene Ontology annotation, biological process: regulation of transcription by RNA polymerase II. Gene Ontology annotation, cellular component: SAGA complex. The coding region runs from base 1 to 2982 and encodes 993 amino acids.